Messenger RNA from Candida albicans SC5314, 1590 nucleotides. RefSeq lists its product as uncharacterized. Gene Ontology annotation, cellular component: membrane. NCBI's taxonomy places the organism in Eukaryota, Fungi, Ascomycota, Pichiomycetes, Serinales, Debaryomycetaceae. The coding region runs from base 1 to 1590 and encodes 529 amino acids. The record is from RefSeq and is a predicted model, not a curated record. Gene Ontology annotation, molecular function: transmembrane transporter activity. Gene Ontology annotation, biological process: transmembrane transport. The transcript has a single exon.
AUGCUGCAAGAUAACGACAAUCAAGAUCUUGAAUCAAUAACCAUAAAACCCCCCACAUCACAAGAGACUACAACUUCUAGUAGUAGUGGUUCAACUGUGGUAGUGCCGCCCUUGCAAACACCUCAAUUUCAAAACGUUAAACAUGAAAUAGAAUAUGAAGGUGAAAUAUUGACUAUAGAUUCAACAAAUUGGCGUAAUUCUCGACUUUUAAAAUUGCAAAUACUAGUAUCAUUUGCUGUAUUUAUUUUAUUUGGAUUAGCUGAACAAACUGUGGGCACAAUAAUCCCAAAAUUACAACAUGAUUAUGCUAUCAAUGAUAUUCAAAUUAGUUUUAUAUUUUUCUGUUCUGUCAGUGGUUAUUUAUUAACCGCAAUGAUCAAUAGUAUAACUCAUGAAUAUUUAGGGAUACGUGGUGUAACAGUUCUAGGAUCAACAUCAAUGGCAUUAAGUUAUUUGAUUGUUUCUCAUAAGCCACCAUUUGUGAUUUUUUUAAUGUGUUACUUCAUGAGUGGUGUAGGGUUUGGUACUUUGGAUGCAUCAAUAAAUACUUGGAUGGGGAACCUUGUUGAUUCAAAUCAAUUGUUAGGUAUUGUUCAUGGAUGUUAUGGAAUAGGAAGUUUGAUUUCUCCAAGUUUGAUAUCAUAUUUAUUAUCAAAAUCUAAUCAUCCUUGGAAAUGGCAGAACUAUUAUGUUAUUUUAAGUGUUGUAGCAGGAUUUUGUUUGGUAUCAUUGAUCCUUACGUUUAAAUAUGAAACUCCCAAGAAGUACAAGUAUAUUUCGGAAUUACGUCAUCAACAGCAAAAGGAACAAGGACAAACACAAAAAGAUGGUAGUAUUGAAUUAGAACAUUUCACUGGUAUUCAUGGAAGUACUACUAAAGAUAGUUUUGAUUUGGAAGCUACUGUCGAGGACAACCAGGAAGAUGGUGAAGAGGAAGAAGAUGACGAUGAUCACCACUCUACAUCAGUGAGAAAAACCUUAUCUUCAACAUUGGUAUGGUCAUUUGCAUUGAUUUUAUUUAUUUAUGUUGGUGGUGAGGCGGUAUUUGCUGCUUGGUUAGUGACGUUUUUAUUAAGAAUCAAGAAUUUGGAUUAUAAAACUGCAUCUUAUAUGGCUACUACAUUUUGGUCUGGGGUCACUAUUGGAAGAAUUGGUUUAGGAUUUGUGACCGCACAUUUCUUUAGUAGUGAAUUGUGGGCUAACCUUAUUUACAUUUUGGUAUCAUUUUUAGGUUGUUUAUUGUUUUGGAUUUUAACUUUCAUUGAGACUAGCACUUUAUUGGUAAUUGUAUUGUUUUUGGUUGUGCUUGUUACUGGAGUUGCUAUUGGUCCAAUAUUCCCUACCACCAUUGUAUCGCUGGUCAAUAUAUUACCUGCUAAAUAUCAAACGUCAGGCAUUGGUUUUAUUUGUGCAUUUGGUGGAGGUGGUGGUGCGGGAAUUCCAUUUUUAAUUGGAUUAUUGGCAGAAUCAAGUGAAGUUGGAUUAAGAACUUAUCCUUUGAUUAUUAGUCUAAUGUUUGGUAUAUUACUUGGAGUAUGGAUAUUGGUUAUGCAAAAAUAUUCCUCAAAAUAUAAACGAAAUACAUUAUAA